This is a messenger RNA of Talpa occidentalis (Iberian mole), 618 nucleotides long. It is a transcript of the gene NMRK2, whose product is annotated as nicotinamide riboside kinase 2. Bases 25 to 618 code for a protein of 197 amino acids. The transcript is spliced from 7 exons. The record is from RefSeq and is a predicted model, not a curated record. Gene Ontology annotation, cellular component: cytoplasm. Lineage: Eukaryota; Metazoa; Chordata; Mammalia; Eulipotyphla; Talpidae.
GUCCCCGCCGCCCUCCGUGCGGAGAUGAAGCACAUAGUGGGCAUCGGAGGUGUCACCAAUGGCGGCAAGACCACGCUGACCAACAGCCUGCUCAAGUCCCUGCCCAACUGCUGUGUGAUUCACCAGGAUGAUUUUUUCAAGCCCCAAGACCAAAUAGCAGUUGGGGAGGACGGCUUCAAACAAUGGGACGUGCUGGAGUCCCUGAACAUGGACGCCAUGCUGAGCACCGUGCGGGCCUGGGAGAGCAACCCCCAGAAGUUCGCCCGAGCCCAUGGGGUCAGUGUCCAGACCGAUGCGUCAGACACCCACAUCCUCCUCCUGGAAGGCUUCCUGCUCUACAGCUACAAGCCCCUGUUGGACUUGUACAGCCGGAGGUACUUCCUGACGGUGCCAUACGAAGAGAGCAAGUGGAGGAGAAGUACUAGAAACUACACAGUCCCCGAUCCCCCUGGCAUCUUCGAUGGCCAUGUGUGGCCCAUGUACCAGAAGUAUAAGCAGGAGAUGGAGGCCAACAAUGUGGAAGUGGUGUACCUGGAUGGCACCAAGUCCCGCGAGGAGCUCUUCUAUCAAGUCCUGGAAGACAUUCAGAACUCCCUCCUGAAUCACUCCUCGGUGUGA